AUGGCCGAGAAGAAAGAUGGUCCGGCAGAGCAACCGGAUAUCAGCGCCAUUCAUCCGAGCUCCUCGAACGUUCAAGGACAGUCUGAAAUAACCAAAGCGCCACAAGAUGGCAUCCUUGACGAGGCCGCUGAGUUCUUGGCGAACGCGAACGAUUAUCCGCCAAUGACUCCAGAGAUCGAGAAGAAGAUUGUCAAGAAAAUCGAUGCUUGGAUGAUUCCACUUUUACUGUUUACCGCCACCCUCGGAGCGGUCGACAAAGUCCAAAUGGGAACGGCAUCUCUCUAUGGCUUCCAAACAGAUAAUUCCUUUGUUGGACAACAGUAUAGUUGGCUCGGAAGUGUUCUGCCCUUGGGGCAACUGAUCGGAUAUGUCAUCGCGUCUUACCUUGUCCUCCGAUUUCCACCCGCGAAGUUUCUAUGCGCUGCAUCCUUACUCUGGUCGGUUUUGACGCUUUUGCAUGCACCAUGUCGAAGUUGGUCCGGUUUCAUGGCUCUUCGAUUCUUUAUGGGCUUCAUCGAGGCUGCUAUUUCCCCAUCAUUGACGAUUCUCGUCUCAAGCUUUUACACAAAGAAGGAACAGCCCCCAAGGAACGCUAUUAUCUUUGCCUACUUCUCCUCGGUUUUCAAUGGCUUCUUCGCAUGGUUAGUCGGCAAGAUCCCGGACUCAGCCCCUCUUCUCAAAUGGCAAUAUUUAUAUCUCCUGACCGGAACCAUCAACGUUCUUUACUCGAUAUUCAUCUGGUUUACCCUACCGGACAGCCCUAUGAACGCUCAUUUCUUGACCGAUGAGCAGAAGUACUAUGCGACAAGGCGUCUCGCUGCUAAUCGCACUGGUAUUGCCAACAAGGUCUGGAAGUGGGAUCAAGUUUGGGAAGCUUUGCUGGACAUCAAGAUUUGGAUCAUUUUCGUAUUCAAUAUCUUCAUCAACAUUCCGAAUGGGGGCCUUGUCAACUUUGGCAGCAUCAUUAUCAACAACCUGGGAUUCACUUCCCUGGAAGCUAGUCUACUGACCAUGCCGUUUGGAGUUCUGGCGACAUCCAGCGCCUGGGCGUUCAGCUAUCUGGCAGCUAGAUGGCAUAACCGAAGAACGCUCGUUGCCUGCAUCGCUCUUUUGCUGCCCAUCCUUGGGACGGCACUCGUUCAUGGACUUCCAAGAACGAACAUUGCAGCACAAAUGGUCGGACUCUAUUUCAUGUAUUUCUACUGGCCCCCGUACGUGGUCGGCAUCUCUCUCCCGCAAGCCAACACCGCAGGACAAACCAAAAAGGCUGUCUGCUUCAGUUUGGUCCAAGUUGGUUAUGCGGCUGGCAACUUGAUUGGACCGCAGACAUUCAUCUCAACCCAGGCACCGAAAUAUAACGGGGCAGUCAUUGCGAUGCUUACGAGCUACGUUGUCAGCAUGGUAUUGAUGCUAGCUUACUGGCUGGUGGCGCUCUUGGAGAACAAGAGGCGUGACAAGAAAUAUGGCAAGCCGGAAGCGGUUCACGAGGGAACAGUCGACGGGUUCGUAGAUAUCACGGACAAGAAGCAAAAGGACUUUAGAUAUACCACCUAG
Colletotrichum siamense is the source of this 1554-nucleotide messenger RNA. RefSeq names its product putative transporter. Gene Ontology annotation, molecular function: transmembrane transporter activity. Gene Ontology annotation, cellular component: membrane. The coding region runs from base 1 to 1554 and encodes 517 amino acids. The transcript has 5 exons. Gene Ontology annotation, biological process: transmembrane transport. Lineage: Eukaryota; Fungi; Ascomycota; Sordariomycetes; Glomerellales; Glomerellaceae. The record is from RefSeq and is a predicted model, not a curated record.